Bubalus bubalis (water buffalo) is the source of this 895-nucleotide messenger RNA. RefSeq lists its product as uncharacterized. The transcript is spliced from 3 exons. NCBI's taxonomy places the organism in Eukaryota, Metazoa, Chordata, Mammalia, Artiodactyla, Bovidae. The record is from RefSeq and is a predicted model, not a curated record. Bases 1 to 765 code for a protein of 254 amino acids.
AUGGUGGGACUGCAGAGCCGCUCUCUCAACUACUGCGAGUGGGUGGUUUCGGGGCUGCUCCCCGCGUCCUGCUCCGGGGCUGCCCGCGAUGCGAGGGCAGAAACAAAACCAAACCGAUCACGGGACGCGGAGUUGGCUGGAGAAGGGGGAAGGGAGCAAGGAGCCGGGUUUCCCCUGGGAUCACGGGAGCGACGGAAGGAAGGCGGGAAACUGGCAGGAUUAGGGGUUUUCUUGAGACGCCAGGAAGAGAGUUUAGGUAACCCUGUGUUUGAAGGGAACGGCGACAGGGUGAGUGCAGAAGGCACAAGGGAGUUCCCAGCCUGUAGGUUUCCAUCCGAAGGCCACAGUAACUCUCCAGGGAUACCAAGACCCCCUCCCCCCCGCAACUUCACGACCCCUCGGCCACAAGCCGCUGGGGUUAAGCAGGCGUGGCCCCGGGGUCACGUCCUCACUCGCCGAGGGCCGCAAGCUCCGGGGAAGCGCGCCCGGCCCGCUGGCGCCCGGGGGUGGUCCUCGUUAGCUCCCCGGGGGCCGGCCGCCUUUCGCCGAGCCCGCGCACACCGGCCGACCGAAGAGACCCUCCCAGUGACUGUGCGUCCUGACCGCCACUCGCCGCCCACCCGCCCCCUUUCCUUGAGCUUGGGCCAGAUUGCGAACGGUGAUUUGGGUGUCAAAUUGAAGGGAGACGUUCCUGGGAGAAGCAGGCAUGGUAAGGAAGUCUCUUCGUUUUCUUUCUUUCCUUCUUACAGAGUGCCUUUUGGUUAGACUUUAAGAGAAAACUGAGGACAAGACCUAAUGGAAGGUUGAAAAGGCGGCAUGCUUUAUUCAUCCACAAAAGGAGGAAGACUGUUAAGUGAAAAACAAAUGAACGCAAAUGAUGAGCCAGUAAAUUUAG